GAGGCGCUUCCUCCCCAGCGCUUCGCCUCCGAGGCGGACUUGGCGGACAGGAGGGACAACCUCGCGGUGGCGCCUGCCCGGGAGAGCGUGCUGAGACUCAGCACCCACAGUCCGGUGCCGCCCCGCCGGCCGAACACCAGCAGGCGCAGCACUCUGAGCGUGAGCAGGGCAGUCCGCCGGCCGUUCAGCAGCAGCAAGUUUACCACUGAGGAAGUGGAGAGAAGGGUCAAGAGCGUCCUCUGGCAGCAGACAACGUCGGAGGGAACCGCCUGGGGAUGGGCCGAUUUCGUCGAAGGCCCGCGCUUCGAGAUGAUCAUGGCAGUGCUCAUCACGCUGAAUGCUAUGCAGAUGGCCCUUGAGGUUCAGCACUCGGGCCUCGUUCGCGGGUUCAAGCUCGGCUACCGCGACUACGCGAAGAACCCGGAUCCAUGGCCAGGGGCAGACGAGGUAUUCAAGCUGGCCAGCAUUUUCUUCGGUGUUGUCUUCACGUGCGAGGCGUGCCUCAAGAUUUCCGUCAUGCGCAGCGUUUUCUUCAAGUCGUAUUGGAACCUGUUCGACCUUUUCUUGGUCCUCUGCUUCCUCGUUGAGCUGGUGGGCUCGGUGGCGGCGAGUCUGGCCGAUACCACCGCCCUCCGCCUGGCCCGCCUGGCCCGUCUGGCCCGUCUGGCUCGCCUGGUCAAGCAGGUACGGAGCCUUGACGCGCUCUCCCUCAUGACCACCGCGCUCCAGAGCAGUGCGCUCGUUCUGGCCUGGUCGUGUAUCCUGCUCUUCAUGAUCCAGGCCGUGUUCGCCUUCUGCAUCAACCAGCUCCUCGACGAGUUCUAUUUCGGCGGCGACCACCCGCAUCAUGAGGAGGAAGAAGUCUUCAUCUAUUUUGGCAGCUUCUCCCGGGCGCUGCUCAGCACCUUUGAGAUGACGCUGGCGAACUGGCCCCCUGUUUGCCGCCUGCUGCAGGAGAAUGUGAACGAGUGGUUCAUGGUGGUCUGCCUGCUACACAAACUCACGGUCGGCUUUGCCGUCAUCGGAAUCACGUGA
Prorocentrum cordatum is the source of this 1035-nucleotide messenger RNA. The record is from the annotation of a GenBank genome assembly. NCBI's taxonomy places the organism in Eukaryota, Dinophyceae, Prorocentrales, Prorocentraceae.